AUGCCAAUGCCACCUCCGUUUGCCAUCUGUCCUCCUGGGUUGGAAUAUUUAUCCCAGCUUGAUUGGUUAUUAAUCCACCAGAAAUAUGAAAUUCUGGAAAUGAUCACGUCCUUUGAAACAGCCAACAAGUAUGAAGUGAGAAACAGGCUGGGGGAAAUGGUGUAUUUCGCCACAGAAGAGAACAACUGCUUUGUGAGGAAUUGCCUCGGGUCCUUGCGGCCUUUUACCCUGGUGAUCUCCAACCAUGUGGGCCAGCAGGUCAUCCAUCUUGUGCGACCUUUUCGUUGUGACGGCUGCUGUUGCCCGUGCUGCUUGCAAGAAUUGGAAAUCCAGGCCCCGCCGGGCUUACCCAUUGGGUACAUCCAGCAGCUGUGGCACCCUUGUCUGCCCAAAUUUGUAAUCCAAAAUGAAGCCCACCAAGAUGUCCUGAAAAUCAUUGGACCUUGCAUAACGUCCUCCUGCUUUGGCGAUGUGGUGUUUGAGGUGAUGGCGCUAGACGAACAGACCAGCGUGGGAAAGAUUUCUAAGAAGUGGGGAGGGGUUCUGCAGGAGUUCUUCACCGAUGUGGAUUUCCUCGGAAUUUCCUUCCCUCUGGAUCUUGAUGUUAAAAUGAAAGCAGUGAUGCUUGGGGCCGGUUUCCUCCUUGAUUUCAUUUUCUUUGAAGAAGGUGGAGUAGGUGGAGGAAAAUGUAGCGUUUGGUGUUAA
This is a messenger RNA of Ahaetulla prasina, 705 nucleotides long. RefSeq names its product phospholipid scramblase 1-like. Gene Ontology annotation, cellular component: plasma membrane. Gene Ontology annotation, biological process: plasma membrane phospholipid scrambling. Bases 1 to 705 code for a protein of 234 amino acids. The record is from RefSeq and is a predicted model, not a curated record. The transcript has a single exon. Gene Ontology annotation, molecular function: phospholipid scramblase activity. Lineage: Eukaryota; Metazoa; Chordata; Lepidosauria; Squamata; Colubridae.